Molecule: messenger RNA, 2491 nt
Organism: Rosa chinensis
Lineage: Eukaryota; Viridiplantae; Streptophyta; Magnoliopsida; Rosales; Rosaceae
Product: protein trichome birefringence
Exons: 5
Coding region: 185-2077 (630 amino acids)
Cellular component (GO): Golgi apparatus
Molecular function (GO): O-acetyltransferase activity
Source: RefSeq, a predicted model, not a curated record
AACCCAACACAGUGAAACUCGUCUCUUUCCUCAACAUCAUUCAAUCUCUCUCUCUCUCUCUCUCUCUCUCUCUAAGUUGAGUUUAGUGGGUUGGUGUUUAAUUCACUUCAGACUCCUUUGUUUCUCUCUCUCUCUCUCUCUCUCUCUCUCUAUUUCUUCUCGUUCUGGCUCCUCCACACCCACCAUGGCUGAGGCAACAAAGCACAACAACCUACCCAUCAAUGGUGGAACAUUGAUCUCAGACAUGAAGAGCCUCUUCUCCAUCAUCAAAACCAGAAGAACUGUUGCCUUCGCCUAUGGCUUCAUGUUUGCCUUUGUUGUCUUCACUGUUUUCUUGGCCUUCAAUCCAAACCCCAACUCUGGUGCUCCUUGGUUCACUAACAUAUUCAGCACCAGCAGCACUGCUACUACUUCUGGUAGUGGAUCUCAGUUCUCUUCCUUUUUCUCUUCUUUCUUCUACCCCAAUGCUUCUUCUUCCUCCUCCCAACAGUUCCAAAGUUCUGUUCCUUCUCCACAAACACAGCCAUCUAGAUCUAGUAACACCACUGUGAAUAAACAACCGCCGAGCCAAACUCAGCCCAUUGUGAAUUCUGAUAAACCACAAGUUUUGAGCCCAAAUCAGACAUCAGAUUCCCCAUCUAACGCUUCCUUAGCGACCCAGGACAGUUCAAGUUUGCCUAAACAAACCCUUGUGAAAAACCAAACUCAGACCACCCCAAAUUCUGAUAAGGCCACAGUUUUAGAGGCAAAUCAGACCACAAUUGCCGCCCCAAUAAUUCCGGUGGCGGUGCCGGUGCCGGUGCCGGUGCCGGCCAAUAAGACCACGAGUUCACCUCCGAAAUCGGGUUCCAGUGGGAAGAACGACCCUAAGAGUGUUGCUGAGAAGGGUGUGACAUCGAAUUAUACGGAUGUGUUGAAGAAACAGAGCAAUGAAACAAAAUCCAGUGUGUCGGUGAAGGAGGGGAAGGAUGAUUUGAUCAAGUCUUUGUUGAGUUGUGAUUUGUUUCACGGGGAAUGGGUCGAGGAUGAUUCAUACCCUCUUUACGAACCUGGGUCUUGUCCUUUGAUUGAUGAGCAGUUCAAUUGUAUUCGUAAUGGUAGACCUGAUAAGGAUUAUCAGAAAUUCAAAUGGCAGCCUAAGGAUUGCAAUCUCCCAAGGUUGGAUGGAAGUCAUAUGUUAGAGUUAUUGAGAGGAAAGCGCUUGGUUUUUGUUGGUGAUUCUCUGAACAGGAAUAUGUGGGAAUCUCUGGUUUGCAUUUUAAGAAACUCAGCAAAAGAUAAAAGCAAGGUUUAUGAAGCCCAUGGAAGAACCCAUUUUCGUGGGGAAGCUUCAUACUCGUUCAUAUUCAAAGACUAUAGUUGCACAGUGGAGUUCUUUGUUUCUCCCUUCUUAGUUCGAGAAUGGGAAAUGCCGGAUAAAGAUGGAUCGAAGAAAGAAACACUUCGUCUUGAUUUAGUCGGGCGAUCAUCCAAUCUAUACAAAGAUGCAGAUAUUCUCAUCUUCAACACUGGACACUGGUGGACACAUGACAAAACCGCGAAAGGGAAAGACUAUUACCAAGAAGGUAGCCAUGUUUAUGGUGAAUUGAAUGUUCUGGAGGCAUUUCGGAAAGCUUUGACUACGUGGUCCAGAUGGGUUGAUGCUAGUGUUGACACGGGGAAAAGUAUGGUAUUCUUUCGGGGUUAUUCUGCCUCCCAUUUCAGUGGUGGACAAUGGAAUUCCGGUGGGCAAUGUGACAGUGAGACUCUACCUAUCUUUAACGAGACUUAUUUAAGGCCAUACCCGCCAAAGAUGCUGGUACUUGAGAAGGUGUUGAAAAACAUGAAACACCACAUCACCUAUCUCAAUAUCACAAGAUUGACCGAUUUUCGGAAGGAUGGCCACCCAUCAAUCUACCGGAAGCAAAACCUUUCCCCAGCAGAAAGGAAAUCCCCAAAAAGCUUCCAGGACUGCAGCCAUUGGUGCCUUCCAGGUGUUCCAGAUGCAUGGAAUGAAGUUCUUUAUGCCGAGCUCCUAGUAAAACUGCACAAGAAGAAUCUGCAUCAGCAACUGCAACAGCAGAAGAAGAGAGCAUAGGUAAAAGUUACACGAGCUUAAGAAAGCCAUAAUUCAUACAUACUCAAAACUGUGUCUAAAUCACACUGUAGCACUAUACUUCCUCCAGUUUUUGCUAUUUCGGCAUUAUUCAUAAAAACAUGGAAGCAAAGUUAUGUGAAGAGAAAUGAUGUUCUUGGAGACAUGAACCUGAGCUUGUAGUAAACUUAUCUGUUUAUGUGAAUGAAGAGAGCUGAGGGAAGAGUGAAGAGGGAAAGAGGGUAGAGAGGGAUUUUAGCUGGUAUUUUCUCUUGUAAAGUCAUCCUUCUUUACCACAUCUUGUUCUUUUAGCCUUAAAGGCUUGAGAAUUGUAAAUGUCUUAAUUCUAUUUAUUUAGUUCUUUUAUUAAAAAUAAAAUAGUGGGAUAUAUUAUAAUAAUAUGUUCCUUUAAUUAUU